Messenger RNA from Staurois parvus, 266 nucleotides. NCBI's taxonomy places the organism in Eukaryota, Metazoa, Chordata, Amphibia, Anura, Ranidae. The record is from the annotation of a GenBank genome assembly.
AUGGGGCCUCCAGGCAAUAGGGGAUCAUGGGGCCCCUAUGUCCUCGCCCACACUCAAACUACACCCAAAAAAGCCUAUGAAAGGUACCAGGGGCAUCUCAUGGGGCCCCCUACUGACCCUGGGCCCUCGGGCAGUGCCUGAGUUUCCAAAUGGUCAGUCCGCCCCUGGUUGCAGUAGUGCAUUUGCGUUUAAUGUGCUGUCUUUGUAUGCUAAUGUGUUUUAAGUAAUGCCCUGUAGACACAUUUAGAAUAUCGGACAAAUGAGCG